CCAGUGGUUGAGUCCCUUGGCGGGGCGCUGCAGCGGUAGGUGUCGCGUACGGGAUUCCCGAGCUGACGUGGCUUAAAUUUGGGAGGGGGGCAGCUGGAGCCUCCGGCGACAGCCUCUUCCAGAAAUGCUGAGCCGAUUGUCAGGAUUAGCAAAUGUUGUUUUGCAUGAAUUAUCAGGAGAUGAAACUGAUGAGAAUAUGAGGGCUUCCAUAGAACCUGAAUUACCCCAAGAAUCUGACAUGGAGUUUAAUGAUAGAACACAAGAGGAUGUUCUGGAGCGCCUGGCUUAUACAGAGCAGUUGGUGCAGGAACUAAAAGAAAUCAUUGGACAGAAGGAUGCUCAACUACAGCAGAAGGAUGAAAUUCUACAGGAAGAAAGAAAAGCUGCUGAUAACAAAAUUAAAAAACUAAAACUUCAUGCUAAGGCCAAAUUAACUUCUUUGAAUAAACACAUAGAAGAGAUGAAGGCACAAGGAGGGACUGUUCUGGCCACAGAACCUCAGUCAGAGGAGCAACUCUCCAAGCAUGACAAGAGUUCUACAGAAGAAGAGAUGGAAGUAGAAAAGAUAAAACAUAAACUCGAGGAGAAGGAGGAACUAAUUAGCAGUUUGCAAGCCCAGCUUAGCCAGGCACAGGCAGAGCAAGCUACACAGUUUGCUAAGAGUUCAACAGAGAUGGAAGAAUUUUUAAUGAUGAAGAAACAGCUCCAAGAGAAGGAGGAACUCAUUAGCACUUUGCAAACCCAGCUCAGCCAGACACAGGCAGAGCAAGCUGCUCAGUUGAGUUCCAUGCAGCAGGUGGUCCGAGAGAAAGAUGCCCGCUUUGAGACACAAGUUCGUCUUCAUGAAGAUGAGCUUCUUCAGUUAGUAACCCAGGCAGAUGUGGAAACAGAGAUGCAACAGAAAUUGAGGGUGCUGCAGAGGAAGCUUGAGGAGCAUGAAGAAGCCUUGUUGGGCCGUGCUCAGGUUGUGGACCUGCUGCAACAGGAGCUGACUGCUGCCGAACAGAGAAACCAGAUUUUCUCCCAGCAGUUACAGCAGAUAGAAGCUGAGCAGAGUACUUUAAGGAACACUAUAGAAACAGAAAGACAGGAGUCCAAGAUUCUGAUGGAAAAGAUGGAACUUGAAGUGGCAGAGAGAAAGCUAUCUUUCCAUAACCUGCAGGAAGAAAUGCAUCAUCUUCUAGAACAGCUUGAACAGGCAGGUCAAGCCCAGGCUGAACUGCAGUCCCGGUACAGUGCUUUGGAGCAGAAGCACAGAACAGAAAUGGCAGAGAAGACCUCUCACAUUUUGAGUCUUCAAAAGACUGAACAAGAGCUGCACUCUGCCUGUGAUGCCCUAAAGGAUCAAAAUUCAAAGCUUCUCCAAGAUAAGAGUGAACAGGCAGCUCAUUCAGCUCAGGUCAUUCAGCAGCUGGAAGAUCAACUCCAGGAAAAAUCCGAAGAAAUCAACCAAUUUCUAAAUAAGGCAACGUUGCUAAAACAUGAAAUAGCAUCUCAGACUUCUUUGCCAGAUGUUUCUAACGAGGGCACACAGGCAGUCACUGAGGAGAGUAUUGCCUUUUUGCAGAAGAGAGUGGUAGAACUAGAGAAUGAAAAGGGAGCCUUGCUCUUUAAUUCUAUAGAGCUGGAGGAGCUGAAAGCUGAGAAUGAAAAACUGUCCUCUCAGAUUACUCUCCUAGAGGCUCAGAAGAGAACUGGAGAGGCAGAUAGAGACGUCAGUGAGAUGAGCAUGGUUGAUAUUGCCAGGCUCAACAAGAGCAGCUCUUCUGCUGAGGAAAGUGGCCAAGAUGUCCUGGAGAACACAUUUUCUCAGAAGCAUAAAGAACUAUCCAUUUUAUUGUUGGAAAUGAAAGAAGCCCAAGAGGAGAUUGCAUUCCUUAAGUUGCAGCUUCAAGGCAAAAGGGCAGAGGGUGACCCUGAGGUCCUUGACCAAAAAGAAAUGAAACAGACAGAGAGUGAAGGAAUACCUCCAGUUAAAAUGACAGUAUUGCUUGAAGAUACAGGGCAACAUUUUCCCCCCAUGCCAAAUGAAGAGAGCAGUCUUCCAACAAUUGAAAAAGAAGAACAGAUGAGCAUUAAAUACCAACACAGAACAUCUGAGCAAAUAUCUUUAAAUGACACUGGAAUGGAAUUAAAAUCAGCAAAGCAGGAUGAUGAUGAUAAAUCCCCUUCUGUGGUAUCAGGUAUUUGUCAGUAUCACCAGGAUGAAUUGGAAAAGCUAAAAGGUCAAAUUUUGGAGCUUGAGCUAAACCUUCAUAAAGCAGAAGAGAUCUAUGAGAAAAAUUUAGAUGAGAAAACUAAGGAAAUAGGAAACCUAACCCAGCUGAUUGAAGAGUUUAAGAAAAAUGCUGAAAACACCAAUAGUGCAUUCACUGCUUUGUCUGAAGAAAGAGACCAGCUUCUUUCUCAGGUGAAGGAACUUAGUGUGGUAACGGAACUGAGGGCUCAGGUACAGCAACUGGAAGUGAACCUUGCAGAAGCAGAAAGGCAAAGAAGACUUGACUAUGAAAGCCAGACUGCUCAUCACAACUUGCUCACUGAACAGAUCCACAGUCUCAGCAUAGAAGCCAAAUCUAAAGAUGUAAAGAUUGAAGUUUUACAGAACGAACUGGAUGAUGUGCAGGUUCAGUUUUCCGAGCAGAGUACAAUGAUCAAAAGCCUGCAGAGCCAGCUGCAGAAGAAGGAAAGUGAAGUGCUCGAGGGGGCAGACCGUGAGAGGGAUAUCUCAAAUAAGGUGGAAGAACUUUCACAGGCUCUUUCACAGAAGGAACUUGAAAUAGCAAAUAUGGACCAACUCUUACUAGAGAAAAAGAAAGAUGUGGAAAUUCUCCAACAAACCAUCGAGGAGAAGGAUCAGCAAGUGACAGAAAUCAGCUUUAGUAUGAUGGAGAAAAUGGUUCAGCUUAAUGAAGAGAAGUUUUCUCUUGGGGUUGAAAUUAAGACACUUAAAGAACAGUUGAAUUUAUUAUCCAGAGCUGAAGAGGCCAAAAAAGAGCAGGUGGAAGAAGAUAAAGAAACAGUUUCUGGCAUUAAACAGAAUUAUGAUGAGCUGAACCCAGUAGGGCUAAUAAGUAAAGAAGAACUUCAGUAUGAAUUAGACCUUGUAAAGAAAGAAAGUGAGCAGAGAAAAAGAAAGCUCCAGGCUGCUCUUAUUAACAGAAAGGAACUUCUACAGAGAGUCAGUAGAUUAGAAGAGGAAUUGGCCAAAGUGAAAUAUGAACCCAGGAAAGACACCCCACUCAGUGAGAGUGAGAGGAGGGAAAUGGAGGAAGAUAAAGAAAGCAAAGAAGACUUAGAAAAAUGUGUGACUUCUAAGUGCCAAGAAAUAGAAAUGGUAAUAUCUUUAAAACAGGUAAUAUCCGAGAAGGAAGUGGAACUAGAGCAUGUAAGGAAGGAUUUGGAAGAAAAGGCAGCAGCUGAAGAACAGUUACAGGCUGUGGUCAAACAGAUGAAUCAGAAUUUGCAAGAGAAGACAAACCAAAUAGAUCUGCUCCAAGCAGAAAUCAUUGAAAACCAAACAGUUAUCCAAAAGUUAACCACAGGUAACAAGGAUGCAGGUGAUGGGGACUCAGCAGCACCUGUAAUAGAAGCAGCAGCCAUCAGUCCACUUGGUGCAGGUAGUGGAGAACACUGGAAACCAGAACUGGAAGAAAAAAUAAUGGACCUUGAAAAAGAAAAGGAACAACUUCAAAAGAAGCUACAGGAAGUAUUAACCUCUCGCAAGGUGAUUCUAAAAAAGGCACAGGAGAAAGAAAGACAUCUUCGGGAGGAACUCAAGCAACAGAAAGAUGACUAUAAUCGCUUGCAAGAACAGUUUGAUGAGCAAAGCAAGGAAAGUGAGAACAUUGGGGACCAACUAAGGCAACUACAGAUUCAAGUAAAGGAAUCUUCGGACAGAAAACUCCCAGGCAGUGGCCAGCGGGAACCAGGUUCUCCCAGUCAAGGUUUAGAAGAACCUUUAUUCAAAGCCACAGAGCAGCAACCUGCUCAACCUGCUUCAGAGUCUGACUUGUGCCCAGACUGGCCUUCUCAUCCUGGAGAUACAAAUGGUCUGCAGGGCAAUACUGCUAUUGCCCGGAUUAAGACACAGCUGAAAGAAAUAGAGGCUGAGAAAGAAGAGUUAGAGUUGAAGGUUAACUCUACAGUAAGUGAGCUGACUAAAAAAUCAGAAGAGGUAUUUCAGUUACAAGAGCAGAUAAAUAAACAGAAUUUAGAAAUCCAAAGUCUGAAGGCAGCAUCCCAUGAAGCUGAAGCCCACGCAGAAAGCCUGAGGCAACAACUGGAAAGCAGUCAACUAGAAAUCACUGGAUUAGAACAUUUAAGAGAAUUACAGCCUGAACUAGGUGAACUGCAAAAACUCAUAAGCAAAAAAGAAGAAGAAGUUAGAUACCUUUCUGGACAGCUUAGUGCGAAGGAAACAGCCCUUACUAAAGUACAGACAGAGAUAAUAGAACAAGAGGAUUUAGUGAAGGCUCUGCAUACACAGCUGGAAAUGCAAGCCAAAGCACAUGAUGAGAAGAUAAAGCAGGUACAGGUGGAGCUUUGUGAAAUGAAGCAGAAACCAGAAGAGAUUGGAGAAGAAAGUAAAGCAAAGCAACAAAUACAGAGGAAACUGCAAGCUGCCCUUAUUUCCCGAAAAGAAGUACUAAAAGAAAACAAACGUCUCCAAGAAGAGUUGUCUUUGGCCAGAGAUACCACUGAACAUCUCACCAAGUCUCUGGCAGAUGUGGAAAACCAAGUUUCUGCUCAAAAUAAAGAGAAAGAUAUAUUCUUAGGAAAGUUAGCUCUUUUUCAGGAAGAAAGAGACAAACUCAUUGCAGAAAUGGACAGAUCUUUAAUGGAAAAUCAAAGUCUCAAUGGUUCUUGUGAAAGUCUGAAAUUAGCUCUGGAGGGUCUUACUGAAGACAAGGAAAACUUAGUGAAAGAAAUUGAAUCUUUGAAAUGUUCUAAGAUUGCAGAAAGCACUGAGUGGCAAGAGAAACACAAAGAGUUACAAAAGGAAUAUGAAAUUCUUCUGCAGUCCUAUGAGAAUGUUAGUAAUGAGGCAGAAAGGAUUCAGCAUGUGGUAGAAACUGUGAGGCAAGAGAAGCAAGAACUAUUUGGCAAGUUAAGAAGCACAGAAGGAAACAAGAAAGAGACAGAAAAGCAGUUGCAGGAAGCUAAACAGGAAAUGGAGGAGAUGAAAGAAAAGAUGAGAAAGUUUGCUAAAUCUAAACAGCAGAAAAUCCUAGAGUUGGAAGAAGAGAAUGAGAGGCUUAGAGCAGAGGUACACCCUGCAGGAGGUACAUCUAAAGAUAGUAUGGAAGCACUUCUUUCUUCCAAUUCUGACAUGAAGGAGGAACUAGAAAGGGUCCAAACAGAGUAUAAAACCCUUUCUAAGGAGUUUGAGGCUUUAAUGAUGGAGAAGGACUCUUUAAGUGAAGAGGUUCAGGAUUUAAAGCAUCAGAUAGAAGGUAAUGUAUCCAAACAAGCUAGCCUGGAGGCCAGUGAGAAACAUGAUAACCAGAUGGUUGUCACUGAAGAGGCAACCCAGUCUGCUCCAGGUGAGGCCCAUGAGCAAAACUCUCCCAGUGUGAACCCAAGGUCUGAAAAUUCAGAAUCCAUUCAUUCAGAGAACAGUGCCAAGCCUGAUAUAAGUGAGAAUGUCAGCUUACAUGAUGCAAUUAAUAAUUACCUACAGCAGAUGGAUCAGCUCAAAGAAAGAAUCACUGAAUUAGAGGAGGACAAGCAGAAAGACAAGGAAUUUAGCCAGACUUUAGAAAAUGAGAGAGCUGCUUUAUUGAGUCAAAUAUCAGCAAAGGAUGGUGAACUAAAAAUGCUUCAGGAAGAAGUAGCCAAAAUAAACUCGAUAAAUCAGCAAAUCCAAGAAGAACUUGCCAGAGUUACCAAGCUAAAGGAGACAGCAGAGGAAGAGAAAGAUGAUUUGGAAGAGAGGCUUAUGAAUCAAUUAGCAGAACUUAAUGGAAGCAUUGGGAAUUAUUAUCAGGAUGUUACAGAUGCCCAAAUCAAAAAUGAGCUACUAGAAUCUGAAAUGCAGAACCUUAAAAAGUGUGUGAGUGAAUUGGAAGAAGAAAAGCAGCAGUUAGUCAAGGAGAAAACUAAGGUGGAAUCAGAAAUACGAAAAGAAUAUAUGGAGAAAAUACAAGGUGCUCAGAAAGGGCCUGGCAAUAAAAGUCAUGCAAAGGAACUUCAGGAGCUGUUAAAAGAAAAACAGCAAGAAGUAAAGCAGCUGCAGAAGGAUUGCAUUAGGUACCAAGAGAAAAUCAGUGCUCUGGAGAGAACUGUUAAGGCCUUAGAAUUUGUUCAGACUGAGUCCCAAAAAGAUUUGGAAAUAACCAAAGAAAAUCUGGCUCAAGCCAAUGAACAUCGCAAGAAGGCAGAAACAGAAUUAGCUAGCUUCAAAGUACUGCUAGAUGACACUCAAAGUGAAGCAGCAAGGGUCCUAACAGACAAUUUCAAGUUGAAAAAGGAGCUUCAGUCAAAUAAAGAAUCAGUUAAAAGCCAAAUGAAACAAAAGGAUGAAGAUCUUGAGCGAAGACUGGAGCAGGUAGAGGAGAAACACCUGAAAGAGAAGAAGAAUAUGCAAGAGAAACUGGAUGCUUUGCAUAGAGAAAAAGUCCACUUAGAAGAGACAUUUGGAGAGAUUCAGGUUACUUUGAACAAGAAAGACAAGGAAGUUAAGCAACUUCAGGAAAACUUGGAUAGUACUGUGGCCCAGCUUGCAGCUUUCACUAAGAGCAUGUCUUCCCUCCAGGAUGAUCGGGACAGGGUGAUAGAUGAAGCCAAGAAAUGGGAGAGGAAGUUCAGUGAUGCUAUUCAAACCAAAGAAGAAGAAAUUAGACUUAAAGAAGAGAAUUUCAGUGUUCUAAAGGAUCAGCUUAGGCAGAUGUCCAUCCACAUGGAGGAAUUGAAGAUCAACAUUUCCAGGCUUGAACAUGACAAGCAGAUUUGGGAGUCCAAAGCUCAGACAGAGGUCCAGCUUCAGCAGAAGGUCUGUGAUACUCUACAGGGAGAAAACAAAGAACUUUUUUCCCAGCUAGAAGAGACUCGACAUCUAUACCGUAGUUCUCAGGAUGAAUUAGCUAAGUUGGAAUCAGAACUGAAGAUUCUCAGAGACCAGUCAACUGAUUUAAAUAACUCUUUAGAAAAAUAUAAGGAAAAUAAAGAAAAUUUGGAAGGGAUCAUAAAGCAGCAAGAGGCUGAUAUCCAAAAUUGUAAGUUCAGUUAUGAACAGCUAGAGACAGAUCUUCAGGCCUCCAGACAACUGACCAGUAGGCUGCAUGAAGAAAUAAACAUGAAAGAGCAGAAGAUUAUAAGCCUGCUUUCUGCCAAGGAACAGGCAGUCCAAGUAGCUGUUGCUGAACUGCAUCAGCAGCAUGAUAAAGAAAUUAAAGAAUUGGAAAAUCUGCUGUCCCAGGAGGAAGAGGAGAAUACUGUUUUAGAAGAAGAGAACAAAAAAGCUGUUGACAAAACCAAUCAGCUUAUGGAAACACUGAAAAACAUGAAAAAGGAGAACAUGCAACAGAAGGCUCAGUUGAAUUCCUUUGUUAAAUCCAUGUCUUCUCUCCAGGAUGACCGAGACCGUAUAGUAGGUGACUACCAACAGCUGGAAGAGCGACAUCUCUCUGUGAUCUUGGAAAAAGACCAACUCAUCCAGGAUGCUGCUACUGAGAAUAAUAAGCUGAAGGAAGAAAUUCGAUGCUUGAGAAGUCAUAUGGAUGAUCUCAAUUCUGAGAAUGCCAAGCUCAAUGCAGAACUGAUCCAAUAUAGAGAAGACCUGAACCAAGUGAUAUCAAGGAAGGACUGUCAGCAAAAGCAGCUCCUUGAAGCUCAACUUCAGCAGACUAAGGAGGUGAAAAGUGAGUAUGCUAAAUUAGAAGAAAAGCUCAAGGAGUCUGAGGAAGCAAAGGAGGAGCUGCAGAGGUCCUCUCUUGCCCUCCAGGAGGAGAAACGAGGUUUAUCUAAAGAGAUUGAGAACUUAAAAGUAUGUCUGUCCCAACUAAAGAAACAAUUGACAGGCUUGCACGAAGAAGGUACUUUAGGAAUAUUCCAGGCCCAAUUAAAAGCAAAAGAAGAGGUACAGAAGUUAAAUACUACCCUUUCUUUGUCUCAGAAGAGAAUUACAGAACUGGAGGAGGAAUUGGUUCGUGUUCAGAAGGAAGCUGCCAAAAAGGUAGGUGAAAUUGAAGUUAAACUGAAGAAGGAAUUAAAGCAUCUUCAUCAUGAUGCAGGGAUAAUGCGAAAUGAAACUGAAACAGCGGAAGAGAGGGUGGCGGAGCUAGCAAGAGAUCUGGUAGAGAUGGAACAGAAGUUACUCAUGGUCACCAAAGAAAAUAAAGAUCUCACAGCACAAAUCCAGUCUUUUGGAAGGUCAAUGAGUUCCCUACAAGACAGUAGAGAUCAUGCCAAUGAGGAAGUUGAGGAACUGAAAAAGAAAUAUGAGGCCAGUCUGAAGGAGUUGGCACAGCUGAGAGAAGAGCAGGGCCUCUUAAGCAAGGAGAGAGAUGUUCUUGUUUCUAAAGCUGCAUUUCCAAUUAACUCCACUGAGGAUAACAGCUUGCCCCACCUUGAGAAACUUAACCAACAGCUUCUAUCCAAAGAUGACCAACUGCUUCACUUGUCCUCACAACUAGAAGACUCUUACAACCAAGUGCAGUCCUUUUCCAAGGCUAUGGCCAGUCUACAGAAUGAGAGAGAUCGCCUGUUGAGUGAACUGGAGAAAUUCCGCAAGUCAGAGGAAGGGAAGCAGAGGUCUGCAGCCCCACCUGCAACCAGCCCAGAUGAAGUACAGAGUUUAAAGAAAGCUAUGUCAUCACUUCAGAAUGACCGAGACCGACUACUGAAGGAAUUGAAGAAUCUGCAGCAGCAAUACUUACAGAUUAACCAAGAAAUCACUGAGUUACGUCCACUGAAGGCUCAACUUCAGGAGUAUCAAGAUAAGACAAAAACAUUUCAGAUUAUGCAAGAAGAGCUCAGGCAGGAAAACCUCUCCUGGCAGCAUGAGCUGCAUCAGCUCAGAAUGGAGAAGAGUUCCUGGGAAAUUCAUGACAGGAGGAUGAAGGAGCAGUACCUUAUGGCUAUUGCAGAUAAAGAGCAGCAGCUCAGCCAUAUGCAGAAUCUUAUGAGGGAAUUGAGGUCUUCUUCCUCCCCGACUGAGACCCACAAAGUGCAAUAUCAAAGACAGGCAUCCCCAGAGACACCAGCUUCCCUAGAUGGAUCACAAAACCUAGUUUAUGAGACAGAACGUCUUAGGACUCAGCUCAAUGACAGCUUAAAGGAAAUUCACCAAAAGGAGUUAAGAAUUCAGCAACUGAACAGCAAGUUCUCUCAACUGCUGGAAGAGAAAAAUACUCUUUCCAUUCAGCUCUGUGACACCAGUCAGAGUCUCCGUGAGAACCAGCAGCACUACAGCGACCUUUUCAAUCACUGCGCGGUUCUGGAGAAGCAGGUUCAAGAGCUGCAAGUGGUGAGUGAGAAGGGACCACUGAAUAUAGAUGUUGCUCCAGGAGCUCCCCAGGAAAAGAAUGGAGCUCACAGGAAGGGUGAUCCUGAAGAACUGAGGGAGCCACAGCUAAGCUUUUCUGAAGCCCAGCAGCAGCUGUGCAACACUAAACAGGAGGUGAAUGAAUUGAGGAAGCUGCUGGAAGAAGAACGAGACCAAAAAGUGGCUGCUGAGGCUGCCCUCUCCAUGGCCGAGGAGCAGAUCAGGCGGUUGGAGCAUGGUGAAUGGGACUCUGCCCGGUCUCCUAUCAUUGGCUCCUGUGGCUCCCAGGAGCAGGCACUGUUAAUAGAUCUCACAAGCAACAGUUGUCGAAGGACCCGGAGUGGUGCUGGCUGGAAGCGGGUCCUGCGUUCGCUAUGUCAUUCCCGGACACGGGUGCCACUGCUGGCAGCCAUCUACUUUCUGAUGGUUCAUGUCCUACUCGUUCUAUGUUUCACAGGCCAUCUGUAAACCUAGUUCUCACCUUUUGGAUCACUCCCCUCAGAACUUGGAAUUCCCUCACCUCUAGCAUCAAAACCAUCAAUUCCAAUGGAACAAUCUUCCCACUUACAGGUCCUCUCUCCAACUCUCCACAGAAAGUGCCUGCAAAAACAGAGGUGGAUAUGAGCACAGGUUAGAGCUGCAGGGACCAGUGAGUCUGCUUUCUUCUACUGUCCAGGGCCUGACACUUCUGCAUAAUCUGAGGAGGCCCCAUAGUUGGUUAUUGAGCCCAGUAUUUGUUCAGAUUUUUCAGGGCCCUGAUCUUUUAUGGUCCUAUGAAAGAUGCUGAGGAAUGUCUUUCAGCCAGGAGGAUGGUUCCAAUAAACCUAAUAAUCAGAAGUCCAAUAUCAUUUUGAUUGAUACUUUCUUUGUCUCAUGUACCUUAUAUUUUCUCCUGCUUCAGAGGGAAGUUGAACCUGCCAUAAACAAUGGCAGGGGGAGUGUUCUGGGGAACAUUAUCUCAUAGGAUAUCUAAUUAGGUCUCUGGCAAAAUGGAGCCAGAAUAGAAGAACUCCCCAGGGCUUUUAGCUGUUGGAUCACAGGGGAGGACGGCGUCUCUUUCCCUGGCUGUUCAGACAUGAUUGGAGUGAGAGUCAUGGUCCUGGACUAUAGGGUGAGGAUCCCACUGCUUAUCCCUUGAUCACAUGUGUACUAAGGUAUUCAGUGGCCUGUGCCUUUCCUUUCACUGAAAGGCAAGAGGAACUGGCUGUGGACAGUGGGAUUCAAUUCUUGUCAUUCGUGUGUUAUCUGAAUAAGCCUCGAAUGUGGGCCCUAAGACAGUACACUAGGAACCAGUCCUAGGUGAGGCACUGACUGCCAGCCAGGGAGGUCUGACUGGUGUGACAACCACUCCUAGCCGCUUGAAGUACGAAGCUGCUUUGCUGUUGGUGACAGUUAUUCCAGUUUCUCAUUGCGUCGUCAUCUGCCCUCUGCGGUAACAGAGAGCUGAGGAAAAUGGAAGGAGAUUAUAGAGAAGACAAAAUAUUUAAAUCCAAGCCUGAGAAUGACAGCCGGGUUUUGAAUUCCAUUUGUGCCUAUUCCCCACCUCUCCUUUCUCCAACCCUUACCCGUUGGUUAUUUUCUCAUUUUGCACAUGUUCCCUGCCUGGUCUCACCACCCAGAGAGGAGAGAGAAAACUGGUGGACGGACUGAUCCGCUCUAAUCCUUUGUUCUGUGGUGACCAAAUCAUGGUCACAGCAACCCAGGAACUUUCCUGAACAACUGUAAAAUAAUAAAAUUAUUUUCAGAAUGAAA
This is a messenger RNA of Balaenoptera ricei (Rice's whale), 11236 nucleotides long. It is a transcript of the gene GOLGB1, whose product is annotated as golgin B1. Gene Ontology annotation, cellular component: membrane; endoplasmic reticulum-Golgi intermediate compartment; cis-Golgi network. The record is from RefSeq and is a predicted model, not a curated record. Bases 125 to 9952 code for a protein of 3275 amino acids. The transcript is spliced from 22 exons. Lineage: Eukaryota; Metazoa; Chordata; Mammalia; Artiodactyla; Balaenopteridae.